AUGCAAUUCAAGCUUCUCGCCCUCAUUCCCGCCCUCGUGGCCACGGCCACGGCCACCAUCGAGGUUGCCUUCAGUGGUUACUAUGUCGCCGACUGCGUCUCUCCUAGCAUCGAGGCUGCCAAUGUCAUCUCCGGCGCUUGUGGCCCAAACAACGGUCUCCCCCUCAAAUCGUUUUCUGCCUCGAUUGAAUCUGGCUCCUGUGACGAUGGAACCUCCCCGGUCUUGAAGAUGUACACUGCCUCCGGGUGUACUGAUGCAUCCUUGUACGGCUCUUAUGAGAUCACCAGCACCACCCAGUGCUUUGAGAUCGAUGCGACAUUCCUGAGCAAUGAGGUGGUGUGCGAGUAA
Penicilliopsis zonata CBS 506.65 is the source of this 348-nucleotide messenger RNA. RefSeq lists its product as hypothetical. The transcript is spliced from 2 exons. Lineage: Eukaryota; Fungi; Ascomycota; Eurotiomycetes; Eurotiales; Aspergillaceae. The coding region runs from base 1 to 348 and encodes 115 amino acids. The record is from RefSeq and is a predicted model, not a curated record.